Cyphellophora europaea CBS 101466 is the source of this 1227-nucleotide messenger RNA. RefSeq lists its product as uncharacterized. The coding region runs from base 1 to 1227 and encodes 408 amino acids. The transcript has a single exon. The record is from RefSeq and is a predicted model, not a curated record. Lineage: Eukaryota; Fungi; Ascomycota; Eurotiomycetes; Chaetothyriales; Cyphellophoraceae.
AUGUCCUCCAAUCCCACCACGAUCCCCUUCACCUACUAUCGCGGCGGCACUUCCAAAGCGCUGCUCUUCCACGCGCACCACCUCCCCCCGCCCGGCGGCACGCGCGACCGACUCAUCAUCCGCCUCUUCGGUUCCCCCGACCCCAUGCAGAUCGAUGGCAUGGGUGGCUCCCACCCCGUGACUUCCAAGGUCGCUGUGCUGAACCCGUCCUCGCGCGAUGGGAUCGACGUAGACUACCUCUUCGGGCAGGUCAGCAUCAAGGAGGCAACGGUGAGCUGGGAUGGGGGCUGUGGGAAUAUCAGCGCUUCGGUAGGACCGUGGGCUAUUAAUGAGGGCAUGGUGAGUGUGGGGAGGGAGGAGAGGGAUAGCGGCGUGAAGGAGGUGGGAAUCUGGAUGGUGGGGACGGGGACGAAGUUGGUGGCGUUUGUGCCGCUGCAUGGAGAGACGGGUAGGGUUAUGGAAAGGGGGGAGUAUAGAAUUGAUGGGUGCCCUGGGUUAGGGGCGCCGAUAGUGAUGGAUUAUAAGUUUACCGCUGGUGGGGCAGUGAAGAAGGGGUUGUUGCCCACUGGACGCCCGGUUGAUACUUUUUCCGUGAGGGGAAAGGAAGUGCCGGUCACAGUCUGCGACAUCGCGCAUAUCAUUGUUUUUGGUCGCGCGGCGGAUUUCGGUAUCGAGGGAAGCGAAGAUGCAAAGACACUCAACGCCAACAGGCAGCUUCUCGACGAUGUGCGAGAGUUUCGCGGCAGGGCAGCGGCAAUGGUUGGCUUAUGCUCGUCAUGGCACAAAGUGGACGAGGAGGCGCCUAAUUUGCCUUAUGUAGUGCUACUGUCGUCUGUAGCGUCUGGCGGGGGCGAAAGCGACGAUGAUGUCCAAGCACGCCUCUUUCUCGACAACCACUGCCACACAGCCAUGGCCGGCGCCGGCGCGACUUGCACGGCUGCUUGCAGCAAGAUAGCGGGCACGCUGGUCAACCAAAUAGCCAGACCGCCUCACAAGGGCCGCGAAGAGUUUCACGUCAGGCAUCCGUUAGGCCACUUGCCCAUACAGAUCGAGGUCAAGGGGAACCCAAUGGGAGAUGAGCUACCGGAGUUCGAGGCACUGAGCUUUGUGAGGACCGCGAGGAGGAUCGCUAAGGGAGAGCUGUUCGUGCCGGGGGAUUUUGACUGGGGCGAUGGGCAGGCUAUCGAUCGGCAGGCCAUCAAUGGGCACGUGAAUGGAUCACGAUGA